Varroa destructor (honeybee mite) is the source of this 2329-nucleotide messenger RNA. It is a transcript of the gene mora, whose product is annotated as cysteine and histidine rich domain containing protein. The record is from RefSeq and is a predicted model, not a curated record. Lineage: Eukaryota; Metazoa; Arthropoda; Arachnida; Mesostigmata; Varroidae.
GAUAAAUACACUGGCGAGAUCUCUACUCGCUUUGCGAUGAUUUUCUCCGUGGACGCUCACGGCUGGGCCGUUUACGGCGGACAAUUCGCUUAUUUAAGCAGCAUAGAGGGAGCAGCAUUCGGGCUUGAACAAUAGUUCUAAUCUUACUAGCUCGACACCAAAAUGACUAAAAAGCUUUGCUAUAACAAAGGUUGCGCCCAGAAUUUCGACGAAAAUGAGAAUAAAUACGAUGCAUGUCGUUACCACCCGGGCGUACCAGUAUUUCACGAUGUCUACAAAGGCUGGUCCUGUUGUAACAAAAAAACGAUCGAUUUCACAGAAUUUCUCAACAUCAAGGGAUGCUCCGUGGGCCCCCACAGCUCUGUCAAACCACCAGAGACGUCUAAACCGAAACAGAACCUACAUAUUGAUGUACCUGUUGCAAAGGGUAAUGCUGCAGGAGAUUGUGAAAGGGAGGUUCGGGCCCCCACGACGGCGAUGCCUCGACCGUCGAGUUCGGAAAAGAUGAUAAAGCUUCCGUUUAAAGUCAGCGAGGGCCUCAAACCACUGUUGGAGAAACUAAACGAGACUGCCGACCUGAAGAAAGAACGCAAUAUCGAAGUUGGACAGAUUCCUUUUGGCACACAGUGCAAGAAUUCCGGGUGUAAAACAACGUUUAUGGGUGACCACACCAACAACGAAACUUGCUACUAUCACGAAGGAGCACCAGUCUUUCAUGAAGGUAUGAAAUAUUGGAGUUGUUGCCAACGGAAGACAUCGGACUUUGCCGCAUUUCUUGAUCAGGAGGGCUGCAGCAGCGGUAAACAUGUGUGGUUCAAGCAGAAAAUUACGGAACAGGCGGUGACGUGCCGAUACGAUUGGCAUCAAACGGGAUCUGAUGUUGUCAUAUCGGUGUUUGCUAAAACAUCGAUCCCAGAUAAAUCUUUCGUUGAGCUCAAUCCAGUAAAGUGCAGAAUUCAUCUUGUUUUCGGUGCCGAACGCAAUGUUUUUGAGAAGACAAUCAUACUUGGAGGGAUUGUCGAUGUCGCCUCAUCGUCUGUGAACUUUUUCGGCUCUAAGGUCGAGAUCGCAAUGAAGAAAGCCGAAGCAGUUUCAUGGCAACAUCUCGUGUGGAACGGACCUUCUGAUACGCUUGCGGGCGAAGAAGAAAAAAAGGAGCUCACAAAAGAGAUGGAUAAUGUCAGCCUGGACGAUGUCGAAGUGCUCGUAAACCAGGAGGCUGUUGAAGAUGCCAAAAAGCGUUUGAAUAUGGACGGUGUCAAUAUGGGCGCUGGGGGAUCAGCUUGACAAUAACAUUAAACCGUGGGCAGAGGAAGUUUCGAUUCACGUUAUUUAUUUAAUGAUUGCUGCUGUGUGUCAAGCUUCGUCAAUAAUAAAUAUUUAGCUACGUAAAAGCAACGGUAGAAAACGUGUGCUAACGUUUACACUAAAACCGUAUUUAAGCGCGUCUUAGUUUCAACUUCAGUGGCUGAUUGCGAAGCGGGUUCGAAGGUGCGAAAUACACCACACAGGAGAUGACAUGCAGUUUCGAGAAGUCGUAUAGGCUUUUAAGCGAAGACUAACGUCGUUUAGGAUACGCGUUGUUCGGUAUGUUCCCUGAUGAUUGCUUAGGCUUAGUACUAAGUGUAUAGGAUUUAUACUGACGGGCUCAAAGCUCAUUUGAAUUUUUACUUUACGUGUAUUGAAGUACUAGGAGAGCAACAAUGAGAAGAACUUGUGAAUCAGUCAAGCCAGUUUUUCUCUCCUUUUUUUAUACGAAACAUGGAUAUAAUUCAAAACUUGAAUGGAAUAAUACCACAAAGCUGGUUAAUUCUUCAUAAUACAUAAGACAAAGAUCAAAACUAACAAUACAAGAAGUACCUGCAAAAUUUUCGUUUAUGAUUUGUAAAUAAAACUGUUGCUGUGAAAUACUAUGAAAAGAGAAUCCGCUAAAUUCGCUUAAUUUGUUUAAUUGACAGAUCCAUAUUUAAAUGAGUGAGUCCUACCAGCAAUGUCUUUAGAUAAUGAGCACAUUUCUUGCUGUAAUGCACAUUUUAACCUUCAAAUUUAACAUUUAAAAGGAAUAUUCUUUUUGUUAAUCGAUGUACUUAAUUCUUCGGCUCAGUAUCGUCUGAUUAUCUAGGAUUGGUGAAUUAUAGUUAUUAAAUUAAAGACAAUGUGACACUGAAACCUAAACGUGUCACCAAUGUCGUUAUGUUAGGCAAAUCCUUACGGGUUUAAGAUUGAACAAGGAAAUCGCGUCUAAGCAAAAAAGAGAGCAUCGUCUAUUGUGUUAUUCGCGCAAUAGUUGAUUGUAAUUAUAUUACAAUGCUCGUAAUUUAUCACGACA